This is a messenger RNA of Nakaseomyces glabratus, 2289 nucleotides long. RefSeq names its product protein phosphatase regulator BUD14 (gene BUD14). Gene Ontology annotation, molecular function: protein binding. NCBI's taxonomy places the organism in Eukaryota, Fungi, Ascomycota, Saccharomycetes, Saccharomycetales, Saccharomycetaceae. Gene Ontology annotation, biological process: intracellular protein localization; establishment or maintenance of actin cytoskeleton polarity. The record is from RefSeq and is a predicted model, not a curated record. Gene Ontology annotation, cellular component: microtubule cytoskeleton; cell tip.
AUGGAGUACGCGAAGCCGAGGUCCUUUGCUGCGAGCAGCGGGAAGCAACUGCCCCUGUUGCAUGAUCCGGAGCUGGUGGAUGAUUACAAGGACAUACUGAAGCUGAAGCCCUAUGCGCGGGAAGAAGACAGCGGGAGUAACAUGGGCAGUGUUGUGGUGACGCCUACGGAGAGGACAGCUGAAAUGCCGGCUGCUGCGGAAUCACCCGCUGUGGAAGCACCCGCUGUGGACGCACCCGCUGUGGAGGUGGAGGAGGUAGAAGAGCUAGAAGAGGUUAAGGAUACGGAUAUUGCACAGGAAGGUUUGGACAGUAUACGGGCGUCGAUGAUCAGUGGCACGUCCAGCCGAUAUUCUGUUGGUAGCGAGAUGCCGGCACGACACCUGCGGCAGUCAAGCGAGGAGCCCCUAGACGGGCUCACUGAUCCCGCUUCCUAUAGCGACGACGACGAUAUUCACGGACAUGGGCAUGACUACGAGGGUGCACACGGAGGCACAUACGAUGAUGAAAACGAUAACACAUACAACUACUCAGACUCUGAUUUUGAAGACAACUUAGAACAACGGAUGAAAGAAAUAGAUCAUGAAGAUGAGACUGAUGCUGAUGGUGCAGGUUCGCCAACAGCUCCUGCAACUAGCCGGUUCAGUCACAACAGCGACGAUGACGAGGAUGCUGAGAACAAGAUAGAUGGCUUGCAUUUUGAAUCUUCAGAUGACUCUUCCUCAGACGAUAACUUGCUAUAUGCAGAGGAAGAUUUUGAAGAGGAAGAAGACUACACGCCAUUGCCACCACCUAAGGAGCUAGACCCUGAUAAACUAUACGCCCUGUAUCCUUUCCAAGGUCCUGAUUCUUCGCAUUGCCAAUUAGAACAAGACGAACCUUGUAUACUGUUGAAUGACCAGGAUGCAUAUUGGUGGCUAGUUAAGAGAUGUUCAGACAAGAAGAUUGGCUUUGCACCCGCAGAAAUACUGGAAACUUUCCCGGAGAGACUAGCAAGGUUAAACUGCUGGAAGAAUGAAAAUAUGUCCACCCAUUCGUUUAUUAACAGUGAUGGAACAAUUGAACGGAGAUAUGAUGUUAUUGAUGAUGAGACAGAUGAAAAUUUAGAGAAUAGAGACUCCGGCUUGAAGAAUUACGGCAAAGGUAAUAAGUCAGUGAGUUUCAAUAAUGUUGUCGAAUACGCAGAGAGAAUUUUGGAUGACGUAUUCUCUGAAUCUGAUGAAGAAUCUAAUAGUGUAAAACAUCAUGAUGAAUUUUCUGAGGGGAAACUUGGUCACAACGCAUUAUACACUAACGAUAAUAUAAUAGAUGAUGAUGAUGUUAGUGAAGUUGUCAGUGAUGUAUCCUUUGGUCAGAACAAUAUGGCACCACUAAACAUUAAAAAAGUUCGCAAGCAUACCGAAGAUCAAACAUUAGAAAAAACGACUGAUUCAGGUGAUGCACACUUAGAAAAUAGCAGCAUAUCUAAUGCUAUGAUGCGCAAGGAUGGGUUAGGUAAAGGUGAUUCAGAUAAGGAUUUUGAAGAACAUGUUUCAACUAAGAGCGACAAUGUACCAAAACUGUCGGAAAUGGACAGAGAUGGAACUGGGGAAGAUUUUAAAAAUUCUAAAUUUCAACUUCCUCAUACUGAGAUUUCUAAUAACAACAAAAAGCAUAAAGAGCUGGAUAACAAAUUAGAUGCUAAAUCACCAUCAAUUCGUGUAGAUGAUGUCUCAGAAGCCAUUGAAUCAAUAGGGGAAGAAGACCAUAUUGAUGAUGAUUCCGAAGAAGAUGAGGUUAUGAAAGUAUUUGAAGCUCCAAUGGCCCCAUUUGCUGGCAAUAGCUCUUCACAAAUGCCCAACUCUAAUUCUGACUAUUCAAUUUCAACUAUAGGUGAAUAUUCACCUUCAUCUGCUGAAAACGUGAUUGACUCACCAAACCCACAAUCCUUAGAAGAUCAGACGCUAAUUCCUUCAUCUAAAGCCGUUAGAGAUAUAACUCAUUUGAUGAAAAAGGAAGAUGACGAAGAUGAUGAGCACAUUCAUAUAGACCAUACUGAAGAAGACAACCGGGAACUGCUCUCAGUAUCUUCGAGUGACGCAGAAAAUGAAUUUGCUACUGAUGUAACUACUCAUUGUCUCGGAUCUUCAGCUAGUGUAAGCUCGGCAUUCUCUAAGAACCUUCCCAGUAGAAGUGGAAGCAGUAUCACCUCAGAAAGCGGUAAACACCAUCCUAUGGUUGAAAAACUGUAUGGUUCAAUGUUUGAAAGAAUGGAUAGUUUAUUCCAAAAAUUAGAUGAAGUCGUGCAGUAA